This is a messenger RNA of Frankliniella occidentalis (western flower thrips), 2707 nucleotides long. RefSeq names its product transmembrane protein 104 homolog. The record is from RefSeq and is a predicted model, not a curated record. Lineage: Eukaryota; Metazoa; Arthropoda; Insecta; Thysanoptera; Thripidae. The transcript is spliced from 11 exons. Bases 266 to 1783 code for a protein of 505 amino acids.
CAUUCAAAAAUCAGUCGUUCAGUAGGGUCUUUCACGAAGGGCAGUUGGCACCAGUGCGCAUUGCGCAAGCGCAAAGAGUACACACUCAACACGACGGAGGACAACAGCUGCAGACAUCAGCACAUAUGUCGAAGAACAAUAGCAAAGUGAAGUGAAUGAAAACUUGCUAUCAAGUAAUGCUGGGAAGCAUAUUGGGGCUGUUUAACAACUGUCAUGUUUAAAUGAGGGUGGGCGUGUUGUAUCACGGAUCUUAAAGAGAAAAACAAUGCCUUUAGCGAUAUCAGCAGACGAUCAGUACUCACCAUGGACUGGUUUGGUGUACAUCUUCAACUUAAUAGUUGGCACAGGGGCUCUCACCCUCCCAGCUUCAUUUCUGAAAGCGGGUUGGGGCUUAGGUGUAGGCUUGAUUGUUAUUCUAGCUUUUGUAAGCUAUAUAACUGCCACAUUUGUUUUGGAAGCUUUGUCAUGUGCUAAUUUUAUUGUACGAUACAAGAGGAUGAAGAUACUAUCAAGAGUAAGCCACAGAAUAUCGCGGGCAAAUCAAAUAAACCAAUCUGAAACAGAAGACGAAAUUGAUGAAACAAAUGAAGAUGCCCCUCUGUUUACGCCUACAGAAGAUGCUCUGGAAAGAUUCCCCAGUCAACCUCGCCACUUCUACAGCUUGAGUGAGAAGUUGGAAAUGAGUGAUAUGGCAAACAUGUUUUUUGGACGAUUUGGGCAAAUAUUAUUUUUUCUCUGCUUUGCCAUAUAUCUUUAUGGAGAUUUAGCUAUAUAUACUGCAGUUGUUUCUAAAUCACUCAGCGAUGUCAUAUGCACAUACGAACCCAAUGUUAAUUCAUCUUGUGGAGACAAUCUAUCGCCAAACACAGAAUGUUGGGAGGGUUUUUCAUUUACUAGGUUAUCCAUUUACAGAAUAUUAAUUGCCAUUUUCUUCGCAUGCAUGGGUCCUUUUGCAUUUUUCAAUGUUCAAAAGACCAAAUACCUACAACUCUUCACAUCUUUUAUGCGUUGGCUGGCAUUUACUGUCAUGAUCAGUUUAGCAGUGAGGCAGCUUAUUCUAAAAGGUCCGGAAGGUCAUCCUAGUGUAGCUAAUAUCAGUGGUUUGCCAGCCCUUUUAGGAGCUAGUGUGUAUUCUUUCAUGUGUCACCACUCCCUACCUGGUCUUAUUGCCCCCAUUUCUGGAAAUAAUCAAAUGAAAAGACUACUAGCAUUGGACUAUGGACUGAUUGCAAGUUUUUACCUUCUGCUGUCUCUUACUGGAGUGUUUGCCUUUUCUCAGCCAGAUGAAUUGUACACUCUCGUUUUCAAUCCCCGUUGCUCAGCUUCAGACAUAGAAGACUCCACAUUCAUGCGUAUUAUAGGCUACUUCCUUGCCUUAUUUCCUGUUUUCACUUUAAGCACAAGCUUCCCUAUCAUUGCCAUCACUCUGAAAAAUAACUUACAAAAUGCCACUGUAGGAAGUAACACUGCUUCAUAUCCGUGGAUAGUUCAACAUUUGCUUUUCCCCUUUCUUUCUGUGAUACCACCUGUGCUGGUUGCAUUGAUUUCAGAAGAUCUUGAGAUUCUAGUUAGAAUAACGGGAUCUUUUGCGGGUGCUGGUAUUCAGUACAUCAUACCUGCACUUCUAGUGUUCUUUGCUCGUAGAGAAGUUAAAAGACUACCUUCAGGAGACUCAGUCAAUAUGUUUGCUUCUCCAUUUCAGGGAGCAACAUGGGUAGUGCUAGUCCUUCUUUGGGCUACAGCAUGCAUUUUGCUAGUUUUCUUUAAACUAUUUCUUAGUUAAUUAGGUGCUACUUCAGUAGUUGAAGAUUUAAAAAUGUGAUUAUUUGUUUUGACAUUUUCCUAUUGAAAGUAAUUCCUACUAAAAUUUAUUGUUUGUAAAUUAUUUUUUACUUAUGCGUGGACAAUAAUCUACCGUAUUUAAGACUUAAACAUCAUCGCUUUUCCUUCUGAAAUCGUACUAUUUGACUACAUACAUUUUGAUUGUAUGUCUCUCCAUGAAUUAUGUUUUCCACUAUUUCAAGUGAUAUUGAAGUUUGUUUUAAGUACUCUAGGAGAUGUUUGCUCAGUUAUUACUUACCUCUUCUUGUUACUAUUUGGAAAGUGCUGUUGAUAUUCCAUGAUGCAUAGACUGAAUUUUGAAUUUAUCUCUAUAGAGUCAUCAAAUUUAUUUUUUACCUUGUGAUAUAUUUUGUUUGACUUUAAUCUUAACUAUGGGCUUAAUGUUAAGUCAGUAUUCUUAAUUAUGCUAAUCUUACUUAGAUAUAGUAAGAUUGACAUGUAUGUGAUAAACUUCCAAAUUAUUUAGUCUUACUUUUUUGUGUUAUCUUACGAGUAAUGCUGGAAGUCCGUUAAUGUCAACAUAAACCAACUGUGAAGGGCAAUUUCAUGGUAAUUAUCGGACAGAAUUCAUUUUCUUGGCAUUACUUGAGUAAUGUCGUAAUGCCUUGUCUACUCAGGUAAUGUGCACAUAGGGUAAUCUCAUGGCAAUUGAUCCUUGGGUUAUCUGUAAUUAAUACGUAAAACAGACAUUAUCGAAUACCCUUACCGAAUCUCUAUUGUUCUAAUUAUGAAAUUUGACAUUAUGCAAGGUGCCCGGGAUGAUGCCAGUCUAGCCUGGUACUGUCCCCCGAUAUCUCCAGUAAAUGUUGCAUUCUCCCGACUUGAUUUCCAUACAUUGCCCUUAAUAUAUAGGUAUGUAGCAUUA